AUGGCGACCAAUGGUGAUUCCGGCCGAGGAACCGGGAGUCUGGUUGAUGCGUCCGGAUAUACUUUUACAGACAAGGACACCAAGCCCGGCAAGAUCAAGGUGAAAAAGACCUCCAAGGCGUCAACCAAGAAAAAAGCAGAUGAUCCCAAAGACGGUCCAGCCGACACCUCACCUACCUCCUCCCCUCUUCCCGUCAUUGAUAGUAAAGUCAUCACCGCAUUCCCGACCGGCAAGCCACGCGAGGAAGAUCUACUAGAAACCGUCAUUUGUAAGGUAUGCAGACGGCCUACGCUCAAAUCCACGGCAGCGGACCAUGUCCGUGGCUGCUUGAAGGCGAAGCAAGAAAAAGCACGCAAAAAGAAGGAAAUUCGCGAUGCGGCCAACCGCGCAAAGGCUGGAGACGACAGGGACGACGAUCCAAACGACAAAGAAGAUGGGUCUAUGAUGGGCCAGAAGAGCGCCAAGAAGAGCGCCGUCAAGGGAACCGAUGACAACCGGAAAGGCAAGAAGCGCAAGGCGGAUGAAGAUGAUGGCAAAGAGCCCAAGAAAAAGAAGAAGAAGGACGAGCUCAAGCCAAAGGCAGCUAAGCCGAAGGGCCCUGUCGACGUCGAGAAGCAGUGUGGUGUUACGCUACCGAAUGGCGCGCAGUGCGCUCGUUCCCUGACUUGCAAGAGCCACUCUAUGGGCGCCAAGCGAUCGGUGCCUGGGCGUACACUACCAUACGAUAUGCUGCUCCAGCAGUAUCAGAAGAAAAACCAGGCUCGUCAGCAGAAGGCCGCCAUCGAUGCCAAUGCUCCUUUGCAAGAAGACAUUGAAAACACAGGCCCUAUUGACUCUGACGAAGAGAGAGAUUCCGUCAUGGCAGCUAUUGCUCGCUCAGCACCUCAACCUCUCGUUCAACAUCCGUUAAUCACCACCAAGUCGAAGUAUCGAUAUGUCCGUAUCAAAGAGCAGAUGUCACAUGCCAUGGGAGUCCGGAGUGGCGGUGGAUUAUUCUCCAACGAUGAAAGCCAACCACUUUUUGGAAGUCAGCUCUUUGGACUCCCUUCUGCUGAUGUCGAGUCUUCUUCCGUAGACGCUCACGGAGAAGUGGAUGACAUGGAUAUCGGUGCGAGGACCGCCGUUCCAGGUGUACGCAAGACCCCAAUCACGGCAGGCUAA
Messenger RNA from Penicillium salamii, 1161 nucleotides. The record is from the annotation of a GenBank genome assembly. NCBI's taxonomy places the organism in Eukaryota, Fungi, Ascomycota, Eurotiomycetes, Eurotiales, Aspergillaceae.